UCAUUGAAACUCUCUCUCUCUCUCUCUCUCUCUCUUUCUCUUUCUCUCCCUCCCCUUUCUCUCUCUCUAUAUCUUCUCGGUUGAACAAAAAGACUUAUCUCUUUGCCAAUUUCACCAGAUCGCUUGAAAGAUCUUUGUGUAUAAUCUGAUUGAUCUCCAAUUUGGAAAUCAGCCGGAGCAUGAUAUAACAAUGGAUCAAAGGAAUUUAGUGUGCACUAACCAGACAAGUGAUUUGGAAAGGAAUCAUCAACAUAAUCAACAACAACAACAACAACCACCGCCCCAUCUCUUACCAGACCCGUCAUUUCUUUCUAGAAGCAUGCCAAACAUUCCAAUGUCGCAGCCAAUCAUUCACACGGUAUUACCCGCCGGUUCUAGUUCAACCAAUUACAAUCUCCACCACCACCCAUCUAUUGAAAGCGGGUUCUUCUAUGGAAUGAUGCCUUAUCAUCACGAUGUUCAUCAUCACCAUCCGGCUGGAAAUCUCAACUUAGGUGCGGCUGCUAUAGGUUCAAGUUAUUAUCCGUUCAUGGCCGCCUCUAGGCCAUUCCAAAUCCACCAAAACCUUGGAUCUCCUGACCAGUUGCCUUCUUCCAGCAAUCAUGCUGCGAUCGGAGUUCCAAUGGAUGACUAUGGUAGGAUCAAUCACUUUGUAGAUGGUCCUAUUGGCCCCUUUAAGAGAAAAGGUGCAGAAGGUGGGAUUGUUUCUUCUAAUAUUCAAUACUUUGGUUCCAUGGCUGCCGGUUCUAGUUCAGCUGCAGUUGCCCCUGUCCCUCUUGAAGCUGCGGUUGCCCCUGUUCCUACUAAUGCUCUGUCCUUUCCUGAUUAUAGUAGGGUGAAUAGGAAUGUGUCUGGUGGUAUUGAACUUGAUUUGGCAAUGGCUCGUAACAAUAAUAACCAUUUGAUGACUCAACCGAAUUAUAUUAGUCAGAAUACUAACCCCCCUCCCAUGUUGGAACAACUACAGUUCGGUCGAACCUCCAUUGAUGGAGGUCCCUUGACAUGGAAUCAGGCACCCGGGAUGAACUACUUCCCUGGAAGCAAUGGUGGAUUUCUAUUGCCAGGAUGUCAAGAUGUAGCUCCCAAUAGGACUUUUUUCCAUCUAUCUCCUCCUCCUCCAUUGCCCAAUGUUCAUCAUCCUCCACCAUUACCAUUGAUGGGAGUUAGAAGCCAUACUAUCAAUUUCCAUUCUCAACUUCCUGCAGUUCCCUCACUUAGACCCACAAAUAGCCCUCCAGCAGCAGCCUUCACUCUGAAUCCACUCCAAACUGGCAAUAUUGAGCCAGGACCUCGAUUUCUGGGACCUGCUGUUCCACCCUCCGGGUUCAGAAUAUAUCGGCCCCUCAGAAGGGCACUCGUUCCUGAAACCAAUCCAAGAUAUCGCAAUCUUCCUAAUUUGAGAGUCCUGCCAGCUGAUGAAGUUGCUAUGCUGGAGAUUUCGGGAUAUUAUGAAGUGGGGAGUUCAGUAGAUCAACAUAGUGAUAUGCGGCUGGACAUAGACCACAUGACAUACGAGGAGCUUCUUGCUUUGGGAGAACAGAUUGGCCAUGUGGGCACCGGUUUGUCUGAAGAAACUAUAACCAGGCAUCUAAAAACCAGGACACCUCCAAAACUGAUUUCCAAAGCCUGCCCAAAUCAAGAAGCGGCGUCAGUAGCUGAAAUUGCAACAGAUUUCUGUGUCGUAUGUCAGAAUGAUUAUAAGAAGCAAGAGAAGAUUGGAGGGCUUGAAUGUGGACAUGAGUACCAUGUGGAAUGUAUAAAGAAAUGGCUUCUGGUUAAGAACACUUGCCCUAUCUGCAAGGCCCCUGCAUUGACCAUACACAGAGAGGAGGAGGAAGAGGAAGAGGAAAGAGAAGGCUGAGAGCCUCUAUUCCAACGACGAUGACGAUGCUGCUGCUGCUGAGGCUGUGAUCAUUGGCGUCGUCUUUAUCUUAUAACUAUUUUUCUAGUCUGUUUAUUUUGAACAGGGUAAGAAGAGUUUGUAUGUACAUUCUCUGUUUAUAUACAUUUUCUUGGCAGGGCUUUUGUUUGUGAUGAAAUCAUCAUCAGCGCUGUCUAAAAGCACAUUUAUUUCUUGGCGUAAUCGCCGCUCCUAAAACUUGUACAGACAUUUUUCUUUCUUUUGAAUUCUCUUUUUUUCUUUUCUUUCUAUUCUCAAACAUGUAUUUAGUACUGUUUUUAUACUCUGUAUAUGUGAACAUAUAUAAUCCUGUCUGCUUUGGAUGAAAAUGUCUUUGUCUCUGUCUCUGUCUUUUAGACC
Messenger RNA from Impatiens glandulifera, 2260 nucleotides. Its product is annotated as probable E3 ubiquitin-protein ligase ZFP1. Gene Ontology annotation, molecular function: ubiquitin protein ligase activity. The transcript has 6 exons. Lineage: Eukaryota; Viridiplantae; Streptophyta; Magnoliopsida; Ericales; Balsaminaceae. Bases 191 to 1861 code for a protein of 556 amino acids. The record is from RefSeq and is a predicted model, not a curated record.